Messenger RNA from Brachypodium distachyon (stiff brome), 1271 nucleotides. RefSeq names its product tropinone reductase homolog At5g06060. The record is from RefSeq and is a predicted model, not a curated record. The transcript has a single exon. Gene Ontology annotation, molecular function: oxidoreductase activity. Bases 65 to 865 code for a protein of 266 amino acids. Lineage: Eukaryota; Viridiplantae; Streptophyta; Magnoliopsida; Poales; Poaceae.
AGUUAGCUUCCACAUACGUAGCAGCCAGAGAUCGAUCAACUAGCUCGCGAGCUUAGCAACAGCAAUGGCAGCCGCCGCACGCCGGAGCAUGCAGGAGCGGUGGAGCCUUGCGGGCGCGACGGCGCUGGUGACCGGCGGCAGCAAAGGGAUCGGGCACGCGAUCGUGGAGGAGCUCGCGUCGCUGGGCGCCCGCGUGCACACGUGCUCCCGGAACGCCGCGGAGCUGGAGGCCUGCCGCCGCCGCUGGGCCGAAACGGGCCUCCAGGUGACCGUCUCCGUCUGCGACGUUUCCUCACGGGCCCAGAGAGAAAACCUCAUGGCCACCGUGGACCAGACCUUCGAGGGGAAGCUCGACAUCCUGGUGAACAACGCGGGCCAGUGCGUGAUGAACGCAGCCGCGGGGUACACCGGCGAGGAGUACGCGAAAGUCAUGGGCACCAACCUCGAGUCCUCCUUCCACCUGGCCCAGCUGGCCCACCCGCUGCUCCUCCUCGGCGGCGGAAUAACAAGGGCCGUGGUGAACAUCUCGUCGAUAGCGGGCCAGGUAGGCCUGCCGAGCCUGGCGGUGUACUCGAUGACCAAGGGGGCCAUGAACCAGAUGACCCGGAGCCUGGCCGUCGAGUGGGCCGGCGACCGCGUGCGCGUCAACUGCGUGGCGCCUGGUGGGAUCAAUACGGAUAUUUCCAGGGACGUGGAGAUGGUCAUGGACCCGGAGGUUGUGGAAAGGAUGGCGGCAAGGGUGCCGAUGCGGCGGAUGGGGGAGACGGAGGAGGUGGCGUCCGUCGUGGCGUUCCUCUGCAUGCCGGCCGCGUCAUACAUCACCGGGCAGGUCAUCUGCGUCGACGGCGGGCACACCAUUGGUUAACGAACAACAAUUCACCCCGGGAAGCCGGCGUUUAUGGUUUCGAUACUUCGAUAUAGGCACGCACCCUGCAGGCUCAGCUCAGCCCCCGGCCCUGCGCACACGCGGUGUUCUGUAUGACAAUAUGGUGUAAAUGGCGAUCAAUUUGUGUUUUCGACAGCGUGUAAUUGUGACACUUUGUUGGAUGUUGCUUGUGUAUGGUUAUCGUGCGUGCGAUGCUUUUGUUACGGUGUUGUUUUUGUUUGGUGGUAGCAGGUUUUCAUCCCAUGGUGCCACGGCCAAGCCGGCUUGCAGUGGGUUUCGAUCCGCUUCUCCCCGCUUUCUCUUUUUCUGCUUAAACUCUGUAAGCUGGAGAUUGUGUUGUUUCAGUUUUAGUGAAAUGAAAAAUGGGGAGGCCCAAUUCGAGAAA